This is a messenger RNA of Fraxinus pennsylvanica, 915 nucleotides long. NCBI's taxonomy places the organism in Eukaryota, Viridiplantae, Streptophyta, Magnoliopsida, Lamiales, Oleaceae. The record is from the annotation of a GenBank genome assembly.
AUGUGUUUCAUCAACACAUCAGACACCUGGCGACAACGCAAAAGCCAUUCUAACUUUUAUCAUUCCACUUCUCGAAUCCCACGGAUUGGUCCUCUUUGUCGAUCCACAAUUACUCACAAUUAUAGCUCUCGUGGGAAGUGGAGGAGCUCAUUUGAUGGGUUUUUGGGAGUGCUUAUUGAAGCUCCUGAACUUCUUGUUAACACUUGUGGGUCUGGCAAUGGUGGUGAGUUAGUGCAGCUUGGCCGCCCGAUGCUCAUGGCUGUGUCUUUAGCUGAUAGCAUUUUCGAUAAACUCCCCAAAGCUUGGUUCAUAUAUUCUUUUAUUGGCAUUGGUGUAAUACUUUUUGUCAUUUCCUGUUGUGGGUGCAUUGGAACAGCUGCACGAAAUGGAUGCUGCCUGACUUGCUAUGCUGUGCUGCUGAUCUUGUUGAUCUUGAUUGAACUGGGAUUAGCUGCUUUUAUAUUCUUUGACAAAAACUGGAGAGAGGAAAUUCCAACUGACAAAACCAGAAAUUUUGAUAUGAUGUAUGAGUUUCUGGAGAAGCACUGGAAAAUUAUCAAGUGGGUUGCUCUCGGUGUUGUUGUAUUGGAGGCUCUUGUAUUUUUGUUAGCACUUGUUGUAAGGGCUGCCAACAGACCAGCAGAUUAUGAUAGUGACGAUGAGUAUAUAAGUGGCCCCAGGCAACAGAUCCGGCAGCCUUUGAUCAAUAACAGGUCAACAGUUACCGCCACAGGUGUGCCUGUUACUGGUACCCUUGAUCAUCUUCCAAGUAGGAGUGAUGCUUGGAGCACGCGUAUGAGGGAAAAGUAUGGGCUUGAUACUUCAGAAUUCACAUACAAUCCAUCCGAGUCGAACAGGUACCAGCAAGCUGUCCCACAAUCAUCAGAGGAAAGGAGCCGUUGCACCAUAAUGUGA